Chaetomium fimeti is the source of this 773-nucleotide messenger RNA. RefSeq lists its product as uncharacterized. Bases 22 to 582 code for a protein of 186 amino acids. The transcript has a single exon. The record is from RefSeq and is a predicted model, not a curated record. Lineage: Eukaryota; Fungi; Ascomycota; Sordariomycetes; Sordariales; Chaetomiaceae.
GUUGGGUUUGGGGUGGAUGGUAUGAAGAGUGGUGGUGGUUAUCGGGAUGAGGGCUGGGGUCGGGGCGGGUAUCAUCGGGGUAUGGAUGGGGGAGAAUACGGGCGUUUUGACUAUGGUGGUGGUGGUUGGGGACGGGAGAUGGGCUCAAACGACGGCUGGGAAAGGGGGAGAGAGCGCCGGGGAUCGUUCGCCAGCCACAGCCGCAGCGUGAGCCGGGGAGGACAGCGAGACUACAGCGUGGACGGCUACGUCGAGACCCCAUACAGGCGAGCCGGCAGCCGCGACGUUACCGAGGGCUUUACGACGACGGACCGCUAUUACCCGACCGCCCCGAAGCGAUACCUCCUGGAACAGAGCGCGUCCACGACCGGGUCGUCAAGCUCCGGGUCACGAUACGUUCUUGAGAGGAGCUCGUCGAAUGCGGGAUCGAGGUCUACGGGUUCGUCGCAGCGCGGGUACUACGAGGAAGACCGUCCAGGCGAAGUCAUCUACGUCUACCGAAAUCCGCCGGCAAGGGCGCGGCGAGCUUCUUUUGACGCGGGUGGGGUUAGACGUGAGGGGCAUGAUUGGUAUUAUCGAUGAGGUAGUGUCAUUUUGUACGUCUGGGUUCACGAGCGCUGGUGAUGUUUUUAAUAUGUAAACGCAUAGAACUGGUAACCUGUUAGAGGUUUAAUUGUAGAUGGACAUUAGAAUUUAGACCGGGUUAUACCACUGACAAGGACAACUGGGAUGCCGUCAUGGGUGGCCACAACAUCACCGGCGCGGUCGACUGC